Molecule: messenger RNA, 21860 nt
Organism: Nezara viridula (southern green stink bug)
Lineage: Eukaryota; Metazoa; Arthropoda; Insecta; Hemiptera; Pentatomidae
Source: the annotation of a GenBank genome assembly
AGUCAAUUCCCGGCGAGACGUGUCUUACGGUCCUCUUGGGCAGUUCGUUAUUUAGUAAUUAUUAGUUUAUGUUGAUGAGUGUAAUAACCUGUAUAAAUUGAAUCUUAUUAAAUAGAUUAAUUGUUUAAUGCCAAUUUCACUCCGGUGUAAAAAUGAUCUGAUUUAUCAAGUUAAUAGAAGUACCGUUAUUUGACCCAUAGCCCGGCUAACGAAAAUGUACUGAAAGUUUUAUCUGCAGUCAGAUUUAUACUUUAUACAUACUGUGUUACAGCGUUAUGAAAUCACUAGGAUGGAUUUUGAAGCUGAUAUCACUUUGAAGGAAUGGGCAAAAGACAAGCCACUUAGUAUCCUUCAACUUGAUCCUGCUGACAGAGCUGUCCUUCGAAUAGCAGAUGAGAGAGAUGCUAUUCAGAAGAAGACAUUUACGAAAUGGGUUAACAAGCAUUUGAAAAAGGCUCAUCGUCACGUUAACGAUUUGUUCACUGAUUUACAAGAUGGCCACAAUCUCAUUUCAUUGUUGGAAGUGCUAUCCGGUGAACAGCUGCCCAGGGAAAAGGGCCGGAUGCGGUUUCACAUGCUUCAGAACGUUGAAUUGGUUUUGAAUUUCUUGCGUUACAAAAAGAUAAAAUUGGUCAACAUAAGGCCAGAAGAUAUAGUAGAUGGAAACCCUAAGUUGACACUCGGUCUCAUAUGGACAAUCAUCCUUCAUUUCCAGAUAUCUGAUAUAGUGGUUGGUGAAGAACCCAAUGUUUCUGCAAAAGAUGUUCUGCUUAGGUGGGCAAAAAAAUCGACUGCCAAGUAUCCAGGUGUCAAAGUCAGUGAUUUCACUUCUUCUUGGAGAGAUGGCUUGGCAUUUAAUGCCAUCAUCCAUAGAAACAGACCUGAUCUUUUACCUGAAUGGAGGGAAAUCCGAAGGAGGACUGUCAGAGAGAGACUUGAAACUGCAUUCUACACUGCUGAAAAGGUUGGAGUUACUAGGCUCCUGGAUCCUGAAGAUGUGGAUACCCAUGAAAUUGAUGAGAAAUCCAUUAUUACGUAUAUUUCAUCAAUGUAUGAUGUUUUUCCUGAACCUCCGUUUGCACAUCCACUUUAUGACAAUGAAGCACAGGCUCUCACAAGUGAGUACCGAGAAGUGGCCUCGUCUCUACACCUUUGGAUUCGAGAAAAAGUAUCUGAGAUGUCUCAGGACCUUCCCUCUAGCUAUGAUGAACUUAGACGCUUAGCUCAUGAUUCAGCAAAAUUCAGAAGUGAAGAAGUGCCAGCAAGAUUAAGGGAUCGGCAAAAACUUAGCUCUCUGUAUAGGGAUUUACAAAAAUUAUAUGAAUCAACUGGUGAAGUUGAGAUUGAACCGGAGCUUCACAUAGAUGUUCUAGAAAAGAAUUGGUCAAAGCUUCAGUCUUUGCAUCAGGAACGUGAUCAUGCCAUCCAAGAAGAACUCAAAAAGUUAGAUAGGUUACAAAGAUUAGCAGAAAAGGUCUCAAGGGAUUGUAAACGUUUGGAACCCAGAAUGGAUGAUCUAGAAUCUAGAAUUUCUGAUGAAGCAAAGCGAUUAGACCGAUUACAUCCACUAGAUGCAAAACAUGUAGUUGAUUCAAUAGAAUCAGAACUAAGAUCUAUAGAAGAAAAUAUACAGUCUCUUUUUCAGGAUGUAUCUACCCUCAAAUCUGGGGGGCACCAUCAGUAUCCUGAGUUGAAUAAAAGGGUAGGAAGAUUACACUCACGCUGGGUACAACUGCGAAGUGCCCUUCAUUCAAAGCUGAUUACUCGUCUUGCUUCCCUUUCAUUCCCUGUUGUCGAGGAGAGAACUGUUACUCGCCAAACACGGACAGUUUUAGAGACACGCCUUGUUGAUACAAAUCAUCACUUCAGAGCUCUUCAAGAGGCUAUUGAUUGGGUCAAAUCAAAAUUAAAACAGCUUCAAGAGUUUGAGUUUAGUAGUGAUCUCUCUGGUGCAAAGAUUGAAAUGUCUCAUCAUCAAAGAGAGCACAGAGAAAUCGAUAGAUUCCAGUCGACUGUAGAUCAGUGUGCUUCUGCUAAAAGUCAGUUUCAUGGAGAGGAACUUUCAUUAUAUACACAACAUCUGAGCACCCUUCAAAAAAUAUAUGCUGAACUUCUCUCUCUGUCCAAUAAACGCAUAUCUGAAUUUGAAACUUAUGUUGAUUUCCUUGAAUCAAUUACAACCCAGUUGGCUUGGCUAAAAGAAAAAGAAUCAAUAGAAGUUGCACGGGAUUGGAGUGAUAAAGAAGUUAACAUAACAGCAAUCCAGCAGUAUUAUGAAAACUUAAUGGCUGAGCUGGAAAGAGCAGAAGUAGUUGUUCGUUCAUUGUUAGAGAGAGGAGAAUCCUUACUACUUCAAGGUCAUCCUGCAUCAAAGGCAAUAUCAGUUGUUCUUGGAAGUUUACAAUCUGCAUGGUCACGUGUUCUCCAAUUUACACUGGCACUUGAGACACACAUUGCUACAACCCGCACAGUGCAGAACUUCUUUAGAGAUCUUGAACAGUUACGGGAUUGGAUACAUAGCCGUGAUGAAAUCCUUAAUACUACUUAUUCAGCAUCUGAGUUUUCUUUGGAUGAAGGUGAAAGAUUAUUAAGGGGUAUGCAAGAACUUAGAGAAGAAUUGAAUAGUAGAUCUGCUGCCUUAUCCCAGAUGGCAGAGAGAGCUCAAUCUGUUGCCCCCAUCAAACAGAGAAGACAACCUGUUGUCAGGCCCAUACAAGUUACAGCUGUCUGUGACUACAAAUCAGAUACGGUUGAAAUAGAGAAAGGAGACCAGUGGAUACUUCAUGACAAUUCUGCCCUUACAAAAUGGCGUGUUUCACCUAUAGGUUCAACUAAAGACACCAAUGUUCCUGGUGUGGUAUUUUUAAUUCCUCCACCAAGCAAAGAAGCAAAAGAAGCAGUUGAAAGUUUAGCACGUGACUUUGACCGGACAACAGCACUUUGGCAGAGAAAACAACUUCGUCUCAGACAAAAUAUGAUAUUUACCACAAUACGUGUGGUAAGGUCUUGGGAUCUUGCUCAGUUUGUUGCCAUGGGUUCUGAGCAGAGAAAUGCCAUACGUAAAGCUCUCAAUGAGGAUGCAGACAAACUUCUUGCAGAAGGUGACCCUAAUGAUCCACAACUGAGACGUCUCAGGAGGGAAAUGGCUGAAGUUAACAGACUUUUUGAUGAAUUCGAAGCUCUUGCUAGCCAACAAGAGGAGAACAAGAAUGCUAUCCGUGUUAUCACAGAAAAAUGUUCACAUCUCCAAGAAGCUUUGGAAGAAGCUGAAAGAGUCCUCACCAUGAGAUUGUCAUCUUCUAUUCCUAGAGAUGUUCAUUCUUUGGAGCAUCUUAUUGUCCAGCAUAAAGAAUUUGAAACCUCACUUAAAGGUCUUACUGGAGAGAUUGAGGGCCUCCAAACUAUGUUCAACAGCCUAACAAGAAAGACACCUGGUGUCCAGUCUCGUGUAGAAGCCAUAUUGCAGCAAUGGAAUCACAUUUGGAACUAUUCUCAUCUGUUUGUUGAAAGACUCAAAUGUGUUGAAAUUACGCUAUCUGCUCUUGAUGAUGCUACUAAUGUUGUCUCUGAACUGGAACUUAAACUUUCAUCAUUUGGAGAUAUGCCUUCAGAACUUGAAUCCUUACAGAAUGUUCAUGAUGACCUGAUUAGGGUUCAGAACUCCAUAGCUGCUCAGCAACCUGUUGUUGACCAACUCAUUGAGGAUGCUACAAAUACCCGGAGAUUGGUUGUAAAAUCGAGGGAACGUCUUAGGUCUCAUGACCAUUCAGACAUGGACAGGCUGGAUGAUGAUGUUAAUGCAGUAACCCAAAGAUGGAAUAACUUGUGUGCUUCUCUUGUUGACAGGUUGAGAUGUUGUGAAGCAGCUUAUUCUCUCCUUGACACUUACGGGAAGACUUAUCAGACAGAAGUCAAGUUUAUUGAUGAAUCAUAUUCUGAACUGAACAACCUGCCACCAGUUUCUCUUGGAAAGCACCAUAUUGAACCAACAAAGGUAUUAUUCACCAGCAUAGUUGAAAGAACUCAACCUUUGGAGCAGGUUAACAUUGAUGGUGGUCGUUUCAUACGUGAAGCGAAGGUAAGCACUAUUUUGCCUACAUUUUUUUACUUAAGAAAUUAUUUACUUUUAUUAUUAACAUAUUUGGUUAACAAAGUUGUAAAAAAUAUACUAGUAUAGUAGUUAUUUAAUCAACAUAUUAAUUAUUUAUUACCCUUAUCAAUGCAUAAUCAUCAUUGAUAAGGAACAAUAAAGAACAUGUACAUAGCAAAGAAAUCUAACUUUUGGCUGCAAAGAUAUUAUUCUAACAGUUCAGUAGAUUUUAUGUAAUUUCAUUAAUAUUCUAGUAUUUAUUGGUGGAUGUCCAGUUCAGGGAUCUUACAAAUUUUAAUUGUAAUUUCUCUUCUAUAUUUGUAGCACACUUCAGUGAUUAAAUAGUAAAUAAUUACUAUUCAUAAUUAUUUCUUCAAUAGUGAUAAUAGAUUACUCUUACAUGUUAGCGAAAGAUGCAACCCUAUGAGAUUAAAUUAUGUUCAAUACAAGCAAUCAUUUAUGUCAAGUGAUUAAUAAGAGAUAUUAUUACAUUAUUUUUAUUUUCAGUGAAAAGUAUUUUUCAAUUGAAAAUUCAAUAUUUUACUUUAUUUUAUUUUGUUUUAUUGGAGAUGAGUUAAAUCUAAAUCUAAAUUGGUUGGAAUAUUGACUGUACAGCUAUCAACCUGGGAUCUAAAAUCUGCUUCAGUUGUUUUUAAAUUAUUAUUAGGGCAAUGUUCAGUACUUGUUUAAACCUUUACUGUAGAAAUCCUUAAUUUUCUUAGAGAAAACUCUUUUUUGGAACAUGACAUUUAUGAGAACAUAAUUCUAGGAUUUUGUUGUUUGUAGAAGUUAUAUAAGUGGGAGGUGAAGAGAAAUAAGUAAUUAAUUGAAAAGUUGUCUUCAUAUUAAAAAUCCUGUUUUUUAUUUGAGUGAAGAGCUCACAUGACAGUUAUAAUUUAAAGACUGAGGUCAUGAUGGCCAAGUGUGUUAGAGCAUUACCCAUUUUAGCAUUCUCGUGUCUAGUGAUGCUGGUUCAAAUCCAGCCUGGGUGAGUUAAAAUUUAUUUUGUGGUGAACCCACAGAAUGUAUCACGACCUUCUCAUUUAUGUUAGAAUAGAUUUGAUUGUACCUCUAAGAUAUUAUAUUAGUAUAUUACUAUUGAGAAAUGAUAUUGAUGGUUGGAUGAGGGUUAUAUAAUAAACUUUAAUCAUUAUAAUAUUGAAACUAAAUUGUAAAGUAUCCCUGAUCUGGACCAAAUGUAUUUGUAUAUAUAACCGAAAUCAACUUAUUAACAUGCUCCCAAGACAAAGCAAAAUUAAAAAUAAUUUAAAUAAGAAGGGACAAAAUGAUAUUAAUGUACUUAAUGAAACUGAACAAGAAAGAAAGAAAAAAAAAAAAAGGGGACCCUACUAACACAACAUUACAGAUAUACAACCUUGCACUGGGAAAAUUCAGAGCAGCAGUGGCAAUAUCACAACCAUCUUUUGACGGUGAUUCUCGUCCUGAUUCUGAGUGGCCUUCUGGUGAAGAAGAAAUUGCAGAGCAGCUAGACAAGAUCAACCAUAGGUACUUAGCUCUCGUCAGCAUUUUACAAGACAGGCUGAGGCAGAUUUGUGCCAUUUCGAAUGAUCCUCAACUUAGGGAGUUCGUGUCUAAGCUUCAGCCUGCGCACUUGAAGACUUUUAGAACAGAGUUUACUCUUACAGAAACAUCAACUCAACUCCCUGACAGGUGGAGAAUCACUGAAACAGACUCCAUGGGAAUCAAUGGAUCAAAACCACCUUCUCCUCCCGAAAAAACUGGUAUAGGGACAGAUGUAAUAAACCGUACUGGGAUUUAUCACCCAACUACUGGGGCCGAGAUGACAGUCAGUGAAGCCAUUAAGGCACGUAUACUUGAUGUCAGGACUGGUCGAAUAAAUUUAUCUCCUGACAAAAGUAUCGACAUUCAGGAAGGUGUUGUUAUGGGUAUUAUUGCCCAGGCAUUAGCAUCUGAACUCCUUGGUCCAUCUAAUAUUUCUGGCUCCAAGAACCUCUUGGAGGCUAUACAAAAGGAGAUUUCUUUGGCUGAAGGGAGUCCAUUAAGGGUAUGUUUAUCAGAUGCAAUUGAUUUAGGCCUUGUUAGUAGCUCAGGUUAUUUAGAUAGGGAAACUGGACAGACUAUUCCCCUAGAAUCUGCUCCACUUGCUGAUAUUCCUGAAAUAGUUAAUAAUGAUAUUAAACUGACAGUUUCUGAAGCUAUUGAUUCUGGUGUAUUACCAUCUGAUGUAAUUGAUGCUAGAAACAAGGGGCUUAUUCAGAGACCACAAACACUUUAUGAUAUCUUAGAUUUGAAUUCAUCAGAGGAGAGUCAUGUUGAUACAAUAUUUGGUUCUUUAACUUUACAAGAAUGUAUAAACAAAAAUGUUCUAGACUUCGAUUCAUUUAACUCUAUCCUUGACAUAAAGUCAGGAAAAAUGCUUACUCUCAAGUCUGCGCUUGAAACUGGAGUGAUGACUGAGGAUUGGCAAUUCAAAGACACUAAAAAUAAUAGAGUUAUUGGCUUAAAAUCUGCAAUUGAUGAGGGUUAUAUUGCAUCAGUUAUUGUGAGGUCCAUCUUUGAUAUAGACUGUUUUAAAAACUUUGAAACAGGAGACUUUGUUUCAUUUAACAAGGCUCUUGCUCUUGAUAUUCUUCAAAAUGGAGAACUAGUCACCAAGAAAUCUGGUAAGACUGUACCAAUUAAUGAUGCCUUAAAAGACAAUCUCGUAAAAAAAAACAUCUGGGAAAUUUUGGAUAGAAAAGUUGGCAUAAUGUCUGGUGGAAAGGAAUUGACUUUAUUUGGUGCUGCUUUUAAAUGUUAUAUAGAUCCUAAGACAGGUUUUGUGUUGGAUAGAAGGAAAAACAGGCUUUGUUACAAAGAUGCAUUAGAUAAGAAAAUUAUAACCAAAGAAGGCUUGAAUGUUCUUAAGAGUUGUUUAGCCAUAACUGUUACUGAAACUAAACCACUCUUCAAGAAGAAUAACUCCAGUCCCAUCAAGCAAGGGUUAAAGAAAAUCCUUGACACUCUAGCAAUGAAGAAGAAAGUUGAAUUGCCGGAUUGUGGUAUGCCACUGAAAGAAGCCAUAGAUAAAGGUCUUUUUGACCCUAGUUCUGGGUUAUUUCAUAUUCCAGGAACUGAUAGGCUUGUGAGUUUUGAAGAGUGUUUAAGACUGAAUAUUUUAGAUCCCAAUUCUGGUGUUUUAAAUGAUGGCAAGAAAACACUUACUUUUAUCAGGGCCAUAGAAAAAAAAAUUAUGACACCUCUUGGAGAGUUUGAAGGCAUGUCUUUAUCAGAUGCUAUAUCUAAGGGUUUUAUUAUAUUUGAAGGAGAACCAUAUGAAAUAUCAAAAGAUGCUAUCUUAGAUCCAAGUUCUGGGUUAAUUGUAUAUGCAGAUUCUCGAAAGCCAGAGAAACUACUUGAGGCUGUGUGUGAAGGACUUCCUGCUAUGAUAAAAGAUCCCAAGGGAAAUCCAGUGGAUUUACAAACUGCCAAAGAAUCGUUUCUUUCUAAUGAACGCUAUGAUCCUGAAGGGCUGAAUUUGACACCUAUGGAAGCUAUAAAGCAAGGUUUCAUAACCUUUAAGCCGGUAGCAUCGAAACUAUCUGUUGAUAGGUUCACAACAGCAAAAGAUUUUGUACUAAGGGGCUUGUUUGAUCCCCGGACCUCUUCAUUUACUGAUACCUCUGGGAAGAAGAUUUCUUUCUCUGAAGUUGUAGAUUACAUUGAUCCACAUACUUUAGUUAAAGAUCUUCAGACAGGAGAUUUCAUUCCUAUAAAAAGUGCUAAGUUUGAUGAAAAUGGUGAAAUGAUUGAUCCUAGAACUGGAAGAUCAGUGCCUUUUUUUACAGCUUGUAAACUAAAUUGGAUACGUCCUAAGAAAUCUGCACCUAAACCUAAGUUUGGUUUACAAGAAGCUGUAGAUAAAGGUAUUUUGGAAAAUGAUGGGUUUGUAAAAUAUGAAAAUAUUAAAGUACCUCUUUUCUUAGCCAUUGCAGAUGGCAUACUUGAUUGUGAUAAAGUCGGGGUAAUUGCAAAUAAUAAUUUAAUUCCUGUUUCCAAAGCUGUGGAAUCUAACAUUUUAGACCUAAACAAAGGGAAACUUGAAAGUGAUGAUCUUAUAUUAAGAUUUAAAACAGGGGAUGUCCGUCCACUUGAGAAGCCUGUUGCUUUAGAAGCAUUGAUUAGAAAGGGCAUAGCUACCAAGGGGAUUAUAGAUCCAAUUACCAAAGAUUCAAUCACUUUACAGGAAGCUAUUAGACGAUACAUUGUAGAUCCUGAUAUAUCAUUUUGCAAAGACACUGUUAAUGAUGAAUUUGUAGAUCUAAAUGUUGCGAUAGAUAGAGGUUUGAUAAAGUACAGAUUUAAAGAUACCAAGUCUGGUUCUAAUUUGCUUCUUUCUGAAGCAUUGGAAAGACAAUUAAUUGUUACAAAACUUGAUAAGAUGUCAAUUGUAAAUGCAUUAAAAUAUUUUGAAGAUGGAAAGUUCUUGAACCCUAAGACCGGAGAAAUGGUCACACUUAAUGAAGCCCUGAAGUCAUUUAUUGAUUCUUCUUCCUCAAAAUUUAAAGAUCCCAAAAAUGAUGCAAUAAUAACUGUUGAAGAAGCUUUGGAAUCAGGCCUUCUUGAUGGAGAAAAUUCUAUAUUAACCUAUCCUUACAGAGUUCCUUUAGAUGUUGCAUAUUCAAAAGGAAUUUUACUUCCUUCCGUUGCUCCAAUGACAUUAGCAGAAGCUUUAAUUCAAGAUCUUUAUGACCCAGUGACUGGAAAGCUAAUCAUAGGAGGGGGUAAGACCAUACUCCAGUGUCUAAAAGAAAAUCUUAUAACAGAUUCCCCAUUGAUUCUAGGAAAUGGAGAUCUCAUUUCAUUGAAACAAGCUAUUGAUGAGGGACAUAUAGACCCUGAUAGUGGUAUGGUAGCAGUCGAUGGUGAUUCUCUCAAUCUAAAAGAAGCACUUCAGCAUGGUCAUUUUGUCACUAAGAGACUAUAUCCCGUACCAGAAGCUGUUCGUAAGUUGUAUAAUCCUAUAAGUGGAAAAUUCACCGAUCCAACAACAUGUAACAAAUUGACUACUGAUGAAGCUCUUGAUAAAGUUCUUGAUCAGAGCACUACUGUAGUUAAGUUGGGCAACGAAGUGAAAACCUUCGAAGGCAGUGUCAAGGAAGGUCAAUUCAGGAAUAUUGAUUUGAAACAUGCAUUGGAAGAAGGAAUAAUAAUGGAACUUGACAGACCACUGCCAUUUGCAGAAGCUCUGAAAACAUUAUUUGACCCUGAUUCAAGUCUUUUCUUAGAUCCGGAUGGUUCAUAUGUUCCUCUCGAAGAAGCUAUACUUUUAGGUCUUGUAGAUGGAAAAAGUGAAGUUGAAACAUCACGAGGAGUAUUGCCAUUAGAAGAUGCAAUUGCAUUUGGGCUGGUUAAUUCUUCAACCAUAGAUGGUGUAGAUCUCAGAGUAUUGGCUAGAAGACCCAUUUCUCUUCAAGAAGCAGUUUUAAAAUUUUAUAAAGAUAAAAAAUUUCCUCAGGGAAACUUAAGAGAUGCAAUAUCAGAUGGUUUUGUAGAUGAUACUAGAUUACUAUGCCACUCGAAUAAACCAUUAUCAUUAAGGGAUGCAAAACAAUUAGGGAUUAUUGAUGAUUGUAGGAACACUAUUUGUGGUAUGGACUUGUCUGAAGGAAUGAAGAAGGGGCUUAUAAUAAAUUUAGAAGGUCCAUUUUCUUUGUAUGAUGCUCUUAAAUUUGGAUUUUAUGAAGAUAGAUUUGUUCAUCCUAAUUCUGGAAAAAUCAUGAAUCUUACUCAGGCUGUUGAAGAAGGUUUUAUUGAUCCCAGUAUUUCUCCCAUUAAAACACCAAAUAACGAUUACACCAUGUUGGAUAAAUCAAUUAUGGAUGAAUUGGAUAAAGGAGAUUUAAUGUGUUACAAAAAUGAAGGAAUAAUUGUACCGCAUACAGGAAUGGACUUGGAAGAAGCUAUCAGGUCAAAAUUAUUUAAGAAUGGUAAAUUCAUUGCUCCUUUAGAAAAUAAAAAAGUAAGUUUAAAUUCUGGGAUUAAAUCUGGACUUCUGAACCCUGGCACAACUUAUCUUACUUAUGCUGGUCGUUUAAAAGAUCUAAACCAAUCUCUUAAUGACGGUUUAGUUGAUGCAGAAGAUUGUGUUGUUAAAGUUGAGGAAGGCAUUCCUUUUGAUGAAGCAUUUCACAGAGGUAUUCUUAUUACUGUUCCUAGAGUAAAACCUCCUGAUGUUCCAGGAGAGGACACAAUGAUGUUUAAAGAUACAGCUAAGAGAAGAUUACUGCGUCUAGCAGAUGCUAGACGUAAAGGUUUAGUUGAUAAUGCAGGUCGUGCUCUUGAUACAUUGAAUUCAAAACUUUUAGACUUGGAUUCUGCUUUAGAAACAGGAUUGAUUGUUAAAAAAAUAUCAUUAAUGGAUGCUCUUGACUAUAAUCUUUAUAACCCUACGACUGGUAGAUUUAAUGAUCCAUUUUCAGUGGGAAGUGUGCAAGGUAGAAAACGUCUGACUCUUUUAGAGGCAAUAGAUGUGGGGCUCAUAGAUCCAAAAUCUGUCCUUAUUCGUUUUGGGGGUGCAAUACAUGAUUUAUCCUCUGCAAUUAAUGUCGGUGCUAUUGACCCUCACACUGGUAAGAUAAUAGAUGAAGAAAACCAACUGGAUUUCUUGAAAGGAAAAGCGAAGGGUUACUUCAUUGUUGCUCAAAGUAGGCAAGCUAUGGAAGAAAAGUACAAAUUAUGUGAUGACAAUUUGCGAUCUCUACUUGAAUGGAUUGGUGAGAUAGAAGCUAGACUUGCUCAACAGGAACCAGUACAAGAGGAUCUUGAUCGUCUCCGAAAUCAAAUCAAUAUUUUGAAGUUACUUAAAGAGGAAUUGGAUUCACAACAACGAAUGGUCUUCAAUUGCCUUGAAGAAGUGAGGACUGUGGCAUCCACUGGAAAUGAAUAUCUUACUCGAGAUGAGGUAUCAACACUAGAGAGGAACGGAAAGUCCUUGAGGAGCCGUUAUGAUCGUGCCAUUGACAAGACUGAUAAACUUCUAAAGAGGUUGACGAAUGCAGGAGAUCACUUAUCCAAAUUCAAGUCUGAAACAAAAUCUCUUACUGAAUGGAUGACGAAGGCUAAACGCCAAAUUGAAGAAAAAGAGCGUCAGUUGUCUAGUCUUAGUGCUAAUGAUACAUCAGUACGUGAAUUACUAGGUGAUGUUAUUGCUCAUCAAGCUGACCUUAGGUUCAUAUCAAUGGCAGCAAAUAAAUUCUAUGAGGAAUCAAAGGAAUUUUUAUCCACAUUGAAUGACUUCAGAACUUCUUUGCAGUCACGUCUUUCUCAUAUCGACUACUCACUUUCUGGUUCUGAAAUUAAGGGCAUUGUAAACAAGGUAUCUAAUGAAUAUAGAGAUCUGCUUAGCCGGGCUAAUGCACUCUCUGACAAAGUUACUGGUCUUAAUGCUAAAAAAAGGGACUUUGAUCAAGCCCUGGAGCGAUUGAGACAGUGGAUGUCCACUGCUGAACCUAGAGCAAACAAGGCUCUUUCUGAACCAUUGGCUGCUGAUCCUCAUGGCCUAGAAGAACAACUAAACAGAGCCAAGACUCUUAACAAUGAAUUCUUAGCCCAGGGUCGAUUAGUCGACAACAUGAAACAGGCUUUAGAUUCAUUGCCUAAAGAUCCAAGUAUCACAAAUUCUUUGGAAGCUACUGUUUCUGAUCUUGCAAGACGCUAUACAAAUCUUUCUGAAUCUUUAUCAAAUAGGUGUGGUGUCCUAGAAUCAGCCCUUGCACAGUCACAAGGUGUUGAAGACUCACUCGACUCUAUUACAUCUUGGCUUUCUUCUGCUGAAAAUAGUCUCAAGUCAUUGAGUAGACCAGCAUCAUUGCUCAAAGACAGAUUAGAAGAUCAAAUCAGAGAGUUAAGAUUGUUAUUAUCUGAUAUUGACACGCAUAGGGAUACUGUUGAUGGAGUUGUCAAUCAAGCAAAGGCUCUCGUUGGUCAGCAAUCCAAUCACCGUCUUGCUAAGCGAGUAGAAACUAAACUCAAAGAUGUUUUAUCAAGAUUUGAAAAAUUGUCAGAGAGGGCCAGCAAAAGAUCUGAACUCCUUGGUGAAAUAACUGCUGGAUUGACCUCUUUUUCAGCUCAGGCUUCAGAGACAGAAAAUUGGCUUACUGAGGCAAACGAACUGCUGGCAACAGAAGGUUCAAUUGAACCUCUUUUAACUCAAAGAGAAUCUAAACGAGACAUUGUUGAAAAAGUUUUACGAGAAGGAAGAGCAUUAGUAUCAAAGAAAGAUGUUACUGAUACUGGUCAUGUCAGAGACAGGUUGAAGAAUAUAGAGAGCAGCUGGAGAGAAUUAAAUACACUUCUUGAUGAAAGACAGCGGCUCAUUCGAUCAAGAGCUGAACACACUCAGUCAUAUGAAAAACUUCGAGACCAGGUUCUCUCAUGGCUUCAAUCUAUGGAAUCAAGGAUUGCAUCACUUGAACCAACUGCACUGCAAACAGAAGUUUUAAAACGUCAAGCUGAAGAAAUCAAACCAUUGAUUAAAGAACAUAAGGAUUAUGGCUCUACUGUUGAUAGACUGUUUGAUAUUGGAAGUUCAUUAGAGUCAAUGGCUAGGUCUGAUUCUCCAACUAGGCGACGUAGUUCUACCAGUCCAAUUAAGAGAAUUUCCUCAUCAUCUUUGCUUAGAAGAAAUUCACAAGAAGGUUCUCCGAGUCCUACCAAAUCCUUAUUCAAUGUCACAUCACCUCUUAGUACAGCAUCCAGUGGGUUUGGCAGCAGAAGAUCAUCUCAAGACAUUUUCCAUGUUGAAGAAGUAACUGGAGUUCAACAAGAGUUGUCUGAAAUAAAUAACCGCUACUCAAGCAUUGGUGUUAAAGUAAAUGAAAGGCUACUUGAAAUAGACAACUGCCGGGAAGAGCUUAGGAAAGCGACAGAGAGUCUAAAAUCUCUUGAUUCAUUUUUGGAAAGGAUAUCUAGAUCGCAACCAAGGGAAGGCUUACCUAAUGGCAGAGAAGAAGCUGAUAAAAUUAAUAGAGUUCUUAAAGGACUUGUUGAAGAAAUGUAUGAAAAACAAUCUGCUUUGGAUAGUACUAGGACAAACGUUAAUGAACUUUUGAGGAGACGACCUGGAGCAGUCGGUUCUGAUCAAUUAUCAUCCCAUGUAUCACAAGUUGCUACAAAAUGGCGAUCUUUACAUGACUCACUUAAAGCAAGAAUCCAGUUUGUAGAAGAUGUUAAAGAUGUUUAUGACUCUUAUGAGCUCUUAUCUAAUUGGCUAUCUGCUAAAGAAAGAAUGUUUGCUGCCUUAGGCCCCAUAUCUCCAGAUCCAAGAAUGGUUCAGAUUCAGAUAGACCAAGUCCAGGUAUUGCGGGAGGAGAUGAGAGCUACAAGGCCUCAGCUGGAGCAUUUGGUUACUGUUUGUUCUUCUGUCGCUGGUGCCACUCCUGAUGGUACUAAAUUAAGGGCAAAAGUUAGUGGAAUAUCUGAUAGAUGGGAAGAGCUAUCUAGAAAGCUGGAAGACAGAGCAAGUUCUUUAGGUGCGGCUGUAGAUUCCAGUCGUGACUUUGAUUCAGGUUUGACUAGACUUAAAGAUGCUCUUUCAAAUAUCUCUCUGCAAGUUGAUGCUAUUCCUUCUGAACCAUCUGAAGAAUCAUUACGAAAAAUUCAGGGUUGUGAAAGGCAAUUGGAAGGUGUACGUCAGUUAUUAGCUGAUGCAGAAGCUGCUGGUGCAGAACUUUGUCGGGUUUUAACUGACCCAGCUUCAAGGUCAGACAUACAGGCCAAACUUGGGGAUGUGAAUAAGCAAUAUAGUCUUUUACAGGCUAAGUUAGACCUCAGGAAAGCAGAAAUAGAAGCAUUAGUUAAGGAUGGAAAAGAAUUUGAUGCAGCUGUUGCUAAAACUCUUGGGUGGGUCUCAGACAGUCUCACCAAUCUUAGUGAUCGCCUUCUUAUUUCUGCUGACCGUGAUAUCCUGCAACAGCAAGUCGAUAACCAUGAGCCAAUCUAUAGAGAAAUGUUAUCCAAAGAGCAUGAGGUAGUUCUUCUUCUUGAAAGAGGAGGGAAGCGGGAAGUUGAAAGCUUAAGGCAACAGUGGGAGAAAUUAAGAAGAGAAGCUACCGACAGACAGACUAGACUUCAAACUUGCAUGGAGCAUUGUAGAAAAUACUACAAAGGAUUGGAAGCAUUUAUCCCAUGGUUGUCUCAAGUUGAAAAUAAGUUGGAAUCACUCAGUCCGGAGUCAUUUUCUAGACGAGAUCUCGAUAAGCACCUUAGAGAUCUUUCUUCUCUUAGGAAUGAUGUUUGGAAAAAAUCAGGAGAAUUUGAACAUUUGAGGUCACUUGGUGAAACUUUUAUUGGGGCUUGUGAUGUUGAUAAAGAUGUUGUUACAAAAGAGAUUUCUGCUGUACGAGAACGUUGGGACAGACUCAAUAAUGAUCUGGUAUCCAAAACGUCAAGACUUGAAGAGCUGGGAAGACGUCUUUCUGAGACCAGUGAAAGACUACGAGGAAUGUCUCACUCAAUACAGCGUUGUGAGGAUCGUCUUGGUACUCAUGAUUCUCUGUCUACAACUGCUGAUCCAGCCACUCUUAUGAAGUUGAAAACAUUAAGAGAUGAUGUACAAGCUUUAAGACCACCAUUGUCUCAACUUAAUCAGACCUGUGAAGAUCUCGAUAGAGAGCUUGCUUUAGAAGCCUCUGGCAAACAAUCUGGGCUCAUGGAAGAAGUAGUUGGUCUUGGAGAAAGACUUGAUGAUCUAAGUGAAAGACUUAGGGAUCGAUGUUCAACAGCAGAAUCAGCAGCAGUUGCUGCACAACAAUAUAAUGAGCGUGUGAGGUUACUUACUGGAGAUUUAAGCGCUCUUGAAAUGGAGCUUGAAUCAAUGAAACCACCAGGUAGAGAUUUUAAGACUUUGAGAACACAGCAUGACCAACUUUCAUCUUUUAAUGGCAAACUUUCGCGAGCUAGUGAUGCUGUCAGUGAAGCUCUUGCCCUUGCCGAUAGACUUGUAGAUUCAGGUUUAUCAACUGAACCUACCCGAAGACAAGCUGACAUACUUUCCAAACAGUUGAUACACCUGGAAGAGAGAGCGAAAUCUAGAGAGGAAGACCUUGACAAGGCUGAAUCUUCUCUUAGAGAUUAUGAAAGCCUUUACAAUGAUGCUAUUAGUGCUCUUGAUAUAGCUGAGGAUGAAUUAAGAAGGUUGAGGCCAGUUGGCUCUGAAGUUGAAACGCUUAGGUCCCAACAAGCAGAAGCAAGGAUUACACAAAGUGAUAUCAUAGAACCUGCUGGUAAAGCAGUUGAUGUGGCAGCUUCUUCAGGAAGAGCUCUUAUUGCUUCUGCAGGUGCUGGAGUAUCUGUUACUCAUCUUGCUUCAGGCAUAGAACAGCUGAGGUCACGAUGGGAAGCUCUAAAUGCAAAGAUGGUUGAUAGAACAAGGAAACUAGACUCAGCAUUGCUGCAAUCAGGCAAAUUCCAGGAAGCAUUGGAAGGAUUAGCUAGGUGGCUAUCUGAUACUGAAGAAAUGGUUGCUAAUCAAAGACCUCCAUCUGCAGAUUACAAUGUUGUUAAAGCACAAUUACAGGAACAAAAAUUCCUAAUGAAAAUGAUAAAUGAUCGAGAAGAAUCUCUUGCUUCACUUGCCCAGCUUGGUGAUGAAAUGGAAGGUGGAAUAGUCUCAGGAGAGUUGCGGCGAUUACAAGAGAGAUUCAAUGACUUGUCAAGUGGAAGUAGAAAAAGAAUGUGUGAUUUAGAAGCUGCAUUGACUGCAGCUAAAUUAAUGCAGGAUAAAUUAGUUCCUGUUGUUGAAUGGAUGGAAAGGACUGAAAGAAAGGUUAAAGAUAUGGAGCUGGUACCUACAGAUGAAGAAAAGAUUCAACAGAGGAUACGUGAACAUGAUGCAUUACAUUCUGAAAUAUUACGCAAGAAACCUUCACUUAGUGAGCUUACCGAAGUUGGCAGUGAUCUUAUGGCACUUGUUGGUGAAGAUGAAGCUUCUGGAGUUGCCGACAGAGUUCAAGACUUAGCUGAUAGAUACUCAGCCCUUGUUGAUGCCUCAGACAACAUAGGCAGAUUACUAGAAUCAUCCAGAACUGGACUUAGACAUCUAGUGCUCACUUAUCAAGGAUUGCAGGGAUGGAUGGAAGACAUGGAAAACAGACUUGGAAGACACAGAAUUCUAGCAGUUCACACUGAUAAGUUACUUGCUCAAAUGGAAGAUUUAGCUGAUCUGACAGAAGAGAUAUCUCAACAUCAAAUUGAUGUUGAUGGAACUGUAGACAGUGGAUUAGAACUUAUGAAGCAUAUUUCUUCCGAUGAGGCUAUACAACUGAAAGAAAAACUUGACUCUUUGCAGAGAAGAUAUAAUUCACUUACCACUCGUGGUGCUGAGUUGCUAAAACAAGCUCAGGAAGGACUGCCAUUGGUACAGCAAUUCCAUAAUGCGCAUGGACGACUUGUUGACUGGAUUCAGGGUGCUGAAGCUGUGCUACAGUCAGCAGAACCGCGUGAAGAAAGUAUCAAUGCACUUGAGUCUGAUAUACAAGAAUUUCGUCCUGUUGUUGAAAAUAUCAAUCAAAUAGGACCUCAAUUGUGCUCUCUUAGUCCUGGUGAAGGUGCAUCAACAAUUGAAGGAUUGGUAACACGAGACAAUAGAAGGUUUGAUGCUGUUUGUGACCAAAUUCAAAGAAAAGCUGAAAGGUUGCACAUGUAUAAGCAACGAUCAUUGGAAGUUCUAGGGGAUAUUGAUUCAUUAUUGGAAUGGUUCAGAGAAGCUGAAGCUGGAUUACGUGAAGCUGAACCACCAUCAUCUGAAGCCAACAUUAUUCGUCUUCAGUUGAAGGAACAUCGUGCUCUGAGUGAUGAUAUUGCCAGUCAGAGAGGCCGUGUUAGGGAUGUAUUAGUUACAGCCAAGAAGGUUAUUCGUGAGGCUUCUCCUCAUGAUGACUCUUCGCUUAUGAGAGACAAGAUGACUGAUCUAAGGGAAGCUGUGGAUACAGUUUGGAGUGCAUCAGGUGAAAGGCUUGCCACCCUUGAACAAGCCUUAGGGCUUGCAGAGCAUCUUGCUGAAUCUCAUGCUCAUUUAUCAGCUUGGCUUGGAGAAAUGGAAACUUCAGCUAAGGCUUUGCCACCUCCUUCCAUCCGACCUGAUGUGAUAGCGCAACAGCAAGACAGAACUGAACUCUUGCUGCAGUCAAUUGCCGAGCAUAAACCUUUAGUAGACAAACUAAAUAAGACUGGAGAAGCACUCAUCGGGCUUGUAGCAGAAGAUGAAGGUGUCAAAGUUCAUGAAAUUUUAGAUUCAGAUAAUUCAAGGUAUGAGAGAUUGAAGGGCUCUCUCAGAGAAAGGCAAGGAGCAUUAGAACAAGCUUUACAGGAAUCAAGCAGAGCAACAGAUAAAUUAGAAGGUAUGCUGCGAGCUCUUGCUUCUACUGCUGAUGAACUUUCCUCUCUUGGACCAGUUUCAGCUCAUCCUCCACGAUUGCGUGAACAGAUCAAGGAAGUAUCACAACUAUCUGACCAAUUAUCUAAGAGAGAGGAAGCCUUUAGAGCUGUAAAAAGGGCUGCAGAAGAAGUUAUAAGCAAAGCACAAGAUAAGCAAGAUCCAGCUGUUAAAGAUGUCAGAAGAAAACUGGAGAAAUUGGGAUCUCUGUGGGAAGAGUUACAGACAGCUACUUCAGCUAGAGGUGCCAGCCUUCAAAGAGCAUUGGAAGUUGCUGGAGAGUUUUGGGCGGAGUUGGAAUCUGUAAUGGGGACAUUGGCUGAUUUAGAAGCAUCCUUAGCAUCACAGCAGCCACCAGCAGUUAGGCCUCAGGCCAUUGUCAAGCAGCAGCAAGCUUUACAAGAGAUCAAAGCUGAGAUUGAUCAAACCAAGCCUGAAGUGGAAGUAGUGAGGAAGCGUGGAGAGAAAUUGAUGUCACUAUGUGGAGAUGCUGAUAAACCUGAAGUUAGAAAGCACAUUGAAGAUUUGGAUACUGCCUGGGAUAAUGUAACAGCUGCUUUUGCCAGAAGGGAAGAGAAUCUCAUUCAUGCCAUGGAAAGAGCCAUGGAGUUCCAUGGAGCAUUGGAUGAGAUUACGCGUCUCUUAUCGCAGGCAGAAGAAAGAUUUUCACGACUUGGACCUAUAGGGGCUGAUAUUAAGACGGUCAAGAAGCAGAUUGAAGAACUGAAGGAAUUCAAAGCUGAUGUUGACCCACAUAUGGUCAAGGUUGAAGCUCUAAAUAGGCAAGCAGGAGAUUUGAGUGAAAGGACAUCAGCAGAAGAAAGUCAAGCUUUGAGAGGCCCAUUAUCAUCGGUCAACAGUAGAUGGGAUACUUUAACCAGAGGUAUGGCUGAGAGGGCUAGACAUUUAGAACAAUCUCUUCUCCGCCUUGGCCAGUUUCAACAUGCUCUUUCUGAGUUAAUAGCUUGGAUAGAUGCUACCGAUAAAACUCUAGAUGAGGAAAUUCGUCCAACUGCUGGAGAUCCACAUCUAUUAGAAGUCCAACUUGCUAAACUAAAAGUAUUGGUGAAUGAUAUUCAAGCGCAUCAAAGUUCAGUUGAUACACUAAAUGAUGCUGGUAGACAACUCGUUGAAACAGGACAAGGAUCCUUAGAGGCCUCUACUACUCAAGAGAAGUUAAACUCUCUAAACAGAAGAUGGGAUGAUCUUUUAGGUAAAGUGGCUUCCAGAAGAUCUGAGCUUGAAGAGGCACUAAGAGAUGCACAAAGGUUCAAUGGUGAAGUACAAGAUAUGUUUGGAUGGUUAGCAGAAGUUGAUGCAGCCAUUGCUUCCUCUAAACCUGCAGGAGGUCUUCCAGAGACUGCAUCAGAACAACUUGAAAGGUUCAUGGAAAUAUAUAAUGACUUAGAAUCAGCUCGUCCUAAGGUUGAAGCAUUAAUAACUCAAGGCAAUGAUUAUCUUAAGCGUGCAGAAGGAAACAAUGCUCAAGGCCUUAGUGCAAACCUAAAAGCUCUCAAACAGCGUUGGGAAGCUGUUCAAGGGCGUGCAAAUGACAAGAAAAUCAAACUGGAGAUUGCUCUUAAAGAAGCUACAGAAUUUCAUAAUGCUUUACAGUCAUUUGUUGACUGGCUUACUAGUGCUGAGAAAACGCUUGCAAACUUAAAACCUGUUUCACGUGUUUUGGAAACUAUACUUGCUCAGAUUGAAGAGCAUAAAUUAUUUCAAAAGGAAGUAGGAGUUCAUAGGGAGACAAUGAUUCAACUAGACAAAAAAGGAACACAUUUGAAGUAUUUCUCACAAAAACAGGAUGUUAUACUCAUCAAGAAUCUACUUAUAAGUGUUCAACAUAGAUGGGAGCGUGUUGUGAGUAAAAGUGCUGAAAGAACUCGAGCUCUAGAUCAUGGGUACAAAGAAGCCAAAGAAUUUCAUGAUUUGUGGUCCAACUUGAUGAAUUGGUUGUCUGAAACUGAUAAAAAACUAGAUGAGAUUACUACAGAGAUUGCGGGAGCUGGAAAUGACCCUGUCAAACUGAAGGCACGCCUGGCAAAACAUAAAGAAACACAAAAGGCCAUUGCUCAGAAGCAAGGAGCAUAUGAUCAAACAAUGAGAGUUGGUAAAACUUUGCGUGAAAGAGCUCCAAAGAGUGAUGAGUCUAAACUGAAAACUGCUAUUAAUCAGUUGAGGGAAUUAUGGUCUCUAGUUUCUUCCAAAGCAGUUACAGGUCAAAGAAAAUUAGAAGAAGCUUUAUUAUACUGUGGUCAGUUUAAGGAAGCGUUGGAAUCUCUUUUGGAUUGGCUUAAAAGAACUGAGAAAACAUUGUCUCAAGAAACUCGUAUUUAUGGAGAUUUAGACACAGUACAAAAUCUCAUAGAGCAGCAUAAGGUUCUUGAGGAAGAACUGAGAAAUAGAUCAACUCAAAUGGAAAGCCUAGAAAGAAGUGGAAGAGAGUUGAGUGAACGAGCAGAUUCAACUGGUUUGAAGGCUCAGCUUAUUGAACUAAACAAACUUUGGACAACGGUUGUUAAUCUAGCUUCCGAUAGAAGUACAGCACUGAAAGCUGCUUUGAAGCAUGCCGAAGAGUUGCACAAAGCUGUACAUAUGCUAUUAGAGUGGCUAUCUGAUGCUGAAAUGAGACUGAGGUUUGUUGAUAGUCUUCCAGAUGAUGAAGCUGAAACUAGAAUACAAAUUGCCGAACAUGAUAAAUUUAUGAGAGAGAUGAACGAUAAAGAAAAAGAAAAAGAUUCGACAAUAGCUCUUGCUGAAAAGAUUCUAGCUAAAGCCCAUCCAGAUGGUGCUGCAGUCAUCAAGCACUGGAUAACAAUCAUACAAUCUCGCUGGGAGGAAGUAUCUUCUUGGGCUAAGCAGAGGUCUGAGAAGCUCCAUGUUCAUCUUAAUUCUCUUAGGGAUAUGGAUACAUUACUGGAAGAGCUCCUUUCAUGGUUAGCACUCAGAGAAUCAGAACUUCUUGAAAAAGAAUCAAGGGAGCUUCCUAAUUCAAUACCAGAGACUGAGAGUUUAAUUGUAGAACAUGAUUCUUUCAUGGAAGAAACUAUGACUCGUGAAGUUGAAGUGAAUUCGGUCUUCAGAGCCAAGCAAUUAAAAGAAAAGAAAAUUACAAAAAAGACAAGCAAAGAUGAAACAAGACAAAGUACUCAAGAAUUAAAUGAAAUGCAAAGAAGACAGAGUAUGAAGAGUUCACGAGAGCAUUUGACCAACCUUGAUAGGCGAACAAGUCGGUCUAGCCCAGCUCAAGACAUGAUAGAUGGCCAUCCUAGGAUUGGACCUAAAUUCCCUCCCAAAGGAAGCAAGAGUUUGGAACCUCAAUUCAGAUGUGCAAGGUCUCGCCUAUUGUAUGAGAGAUGGCGAGGUGUUUGGCAACAGUCCUGGGAGCGUCAGCGUCGUCUUAGGGACCAUUUAGGUCAUUUGCAGGAACUUGACCGACUGGCAAACUUCUCCUGGGAUGACUGGAGGAAAAGAUUCUUGAAGUUCAUGAACCAUAAAAAAUCUCGUUUGACUGAUCUGUUCAGAAAAAUGGAUAAGAAUAAUGAUGGUCUCAUCCCAAGAGAUGAUUUUAUUGAUGGCAUAAUAAAGACAAAAUUUGAUACAUCUAAAUUGGAAAUGGGGGCAGUCGCCGAUAUGUUUGAUCAUAAUUCUGAAGGUUAUAUUGAUUGGAAAGAAUUCAUUGCUGCCCUAAGGCCAGAUUGGGAAGAAAGAAAGCCAGUUACUGAAGCAGAAAAGAUUCAUGAUGAAGUUAAAAGGCUUGUAAUGCUUUGUACCUGCAGACAAAAGUUUAGGGUAUUCCAAGUUGGUGAAGGAAAAUACAGGUUCGGUGACUCUCAGAAACUUCGUUUGGUUAGAAUCCUUAGAUCAACUGUCAUGGUCCGGGUUGGAGGUGGCUGGGUUGCUCUUGAGGAGUUCCUAGUCAAGAAUGAUCCUUGUAGAGCGAAAGGAAGAACGAAUAUUGAGUUGAGAGAACAGUUUAUUCUCGCGGAUGGAGUCUCCCAGAGCAUGUCCGCAUUCAAACCGAAGUCAAGCAAGAGUCCCGGACCAAUAACGAAAAUAAGGGAAAAAUCUGAACGUUCUGUCCCUAUGUCUGGAAGAAGAAGUACUGAGUCAGGAAGGUCUCCUGGAAGCACUCCUGGAUCAGCACCUUCAUCAAGACCUGCUUCGAGGAGUGGAAGUAGGCCUGGGAGCAGACCUAUAUCAAGACAUUCUUCUAGUCUUUCACUAGCUACAAGUGGUCAGUAUAAGAAGGAACUCCAUCACGCAUUCCGAGAUGGUCCCGAGGGAAACCGUCUGUUAAUGGAUCUGGAGGAACGAGUCAAGCAACUUGAUGAACAGUUGCUGGUUGCUGAUAUAUCCAUUAAAGAAUAA